CGAGUCGCGGCUAAUGGCGGGUCGUCCGUCUCCUUCGCUUCGUUCUUCGGCCGCUGCGCAUCGGGUUCCCUCCUCGCUCCCGGAUUCCUCCUCCGUUCCAGUUCGUUCCGGACGGCCGUCGUGCCACGCCUUUGGCGUUCCUGCCGGGAAAUCCUCGCCACAUCUCGCGCAAUAUCCUCCCAAAGGUGGACGUCUCGUCGCCGCCGCCGCCAGAAAACUCGUGAUUUUUCGCCCGUCCGAUUUUCCCUCCCCUUCGAGAAGUCCCUCCGGAGCACGUGAGAGGCUCCCUUGCCCCUCGGCCAUCACGUAGGACCUCCCCAGAAGGAGAGAACGCCACGUCGUCAUGGUUAUUGAGAGAAUGAGUUUGACUGUUGAGGCGUCGAAGCUUCUUGACUUUAACCAAAAACUUGAUAUACCAUUGUUAGACAAUGUCAUCGGUUGUAUGUACAAUGGAAUGGGAGAACAGCAAAGGAUAGCUCAAGAAGUAUUGACCACACUAAAAGAACACCCAGAUGCAUGGACACGUGUAGAAUGCAUACUAGAAUUUUCGCAGAACCAACAAACAAAAUAUUAUGCUCUUCAGAUUCUUGAACAAGUUAUCAAUUCAAGAUGGAAGGUGUUGCCACGGGACCAGUGUGAAGGUAUUAAGAAAUACAUUGUCAAUGUCAUCAUAAAGCUCUCUAGUACACCAGAAUCUUUGGAAAGAGAGAAGGUUUAUCUAAAUAAACUCAACAUGAUCCUAGUGCAGAUUUUGAAACGUGAGUGGCCUAAGAACUGGCAGUCAUUUAUUCCAGACAUUGUUGGGGCUAGUAAAACCAAUGAAUCCAUGUGCCAGAACAACAUGGUCAUAUUGAAAUUAUUGUCAGAGGAAGUGUUUGAUUUCUCCACUGGCCAAAUGACACAAACUAAAGCCAAACAUCUCAAGGACACUAUGUGUUCAGAAUUUCAGCAAGUGUUUCUUCUUUGUCUUUUUGUUAUGGAGAAUUCCCAGAAUCCAACUCUAGUUAGUGCAACUCUGGAAACCUUAUUGAGAUUUUUGAACUGGAUACCAUUAGGAUAUAUAUUUGAAACAAAAUUAAUAAGCACACUCAUAUAUAAGUUUUUGGGUCUGCCCCUUUUCCGCAAUGUAACUUUGAAAUGCUUGACGGAGAUAGCAGGAGUUGCAGUGCCCUCAUAUGAUGAAUCAUACAUCAUGAUGUUUUCGCAGACUAUUGCUCAGCUUCAAGAGAUGCUUCCUCUAAGUACCAACAUCAAAGAUGCAUAUGCCAAUGGUCAAGAUGCCGAGCAGCAGUUCAUCCAGAACCUAGCCUUAUUUUUGUGUACUUUUCUAAAAGAAAGAGGGUCUUUGGUUGAGAAGGAACAACUAAGUGAUUCUUUGCUCAAGGCAUUGCAGUACCUGAUUUUGAUAUCUGAAGUAGAAGACACUGAAAUAUUUAAAAUAUGCCUUGAAUAUUGGAAUGCACUGGCAUCAGAUCUGUACAGGGAAUCUCCGUUUCUUCCUCCCACUGGUUCUUCCCCAUUGUAUCUUCCAAGACCAAAUUCAAGAAGACAGUUUUACCAGCCUAUUCUCACAAAGGUCCGAGCAUUGAUGAUUGGGCGAAUGGCCAAGCCCGAGGAGGUGUUAGUUGUGGAAAAUGAGCAAGGAGAAGUCGUUAGAGAGUUUAUGCGUGACACAGAUUCUAUAAACAUGUACAAAAAUAUGAGAGAAACUUUGGUCUACCUCACCCAUUUGGACUAUGCAGACACUGAACGCAUCAUGACAGAGAAAUUAGCUAAUCAGGUUAAUGGCACAGAAUGGUCCUGGAGGAAUCUGAACACUUUAUGUUGGGCAGUUGGUUCUAUCAGUGGAGCAAUGCCAGAAGAGGAUGAGAAAAGAUUUUUGGUGAUAGUUAUCAAGGAUCUGUUGGGCUUAUGUGAACAGAAACGAGGAAAAGAUAACAAGGCAAUCAUUGCUUCAAAUAUUAUGUACAUAGUUGGGCAGUAUCCAAGGUUUCUAAGGAUUCACUGGCGUUUUCUGAAGACCGUCAUCAACAAGUUAUUUGAAUUUAUGCAUGAGACUCAUGAUGGUGUACAAGACAUGGCGUGUGACACAUUCAUCAAGAUUGCACAAAAAUGCAGAAGACAGUUUGUCCAGAUGCAAGUGGGUGAAGCUAUGCCGUUCAUAGAGGAAAUAUUGUCAUCAAUAAAUUCCAUCAUUUGUGAUCUGCAGCCGCAGCAGGUCCAUACAUUCUAUGAAGCGGUGGGCUUUAUGAUAAGUGCCCAGACAGACCAGUUAGUUCAAGAGCACCUCAUUGAGAAGUAUAUGAUGUUGCCUAAUCAAGUAUGGGAUGAAAUAAUCAACCAGGCAUCCAGGAAUGUUGACAUUUUGAAGGAUCCUGAUGUCGUGAAGCAAUUGGCAAACAUUUUGAAAACCAACGUCCGUGCAUGUAAAGCCCUUGGUCAUCCUUUUGUAACCCAGCUUGGCCGAAUAUACUUGGAUAUGCUGAAUGUGUACAAAGUCAUGAGUGAGAAUAUCAGUGCAGCUAUUGCUCUAAACGGAGAAAGCGUCACGAAACAGCCCCUUAUCAAGAGUAUGCGUGUUGUUAAAAAGGAAACAUUGAAGCUUAUAUCAGGAUGGGUUUCAAGAUCAGACGACCAUACAUUGGUGUUAGAAAACUUCAUUCCUCCAUUGCUGGAAGCUGUUCUUCUGGAUUACCAGAGAACUGGAGUUCCUUCUGCACGUGAACCAGAAGUGUUGUCCACAAUGGCAACAAUUGUCAAUAAAUUGGAGUCCCACAUAACCCAGCAGGUUCCAAAAAUAUUUGAUGCAGUGUUUGAGUGUACUUUGUCAAUGAUAAACAAGGACUUCGAAGAAUUCCCAGAGCAUAGAACAAAUUUCUUUUUGCUUUUGCAGGCUGUUAAUACCCACUGCUUUACUGCACUCCUUAGUAUUCCCCCUGCUCAGUUCAAGCUCGUUUUAGAUUCCAUCAUUUGGGCGUUUAAGCAUACAAUGAGAAAUGUUGCUGACACUGGACUUCAGAUAUUGUAUCAGUUGCUGCAGAAUAUUUCCAGUCAUGAACAAGCAGCUAGCAGUUUUUAUCAGACCUAUUACACAGACAUUCUUCAACACAUCUUUUCAGUCGUUACAGAUUCCUCUCAUACUGCAGGUUUGACCAUGCACGCUUCCAUCUUGGCAUAUAUGUUCACAUUGGUAGAACAGAACCGAAUCACAAUUAGCCUGGACCAAGCCAACCCCACUGCGCCAAGUACAAAUAAUGUCACUUAUGUUCAGGGCUUUGUGGCUAACCUCUUGAAAGCAGCGUUUCCUCAUUUAACAGAAAAUCAAAUCAAGAUUACAGUUCAAGGCAUGAAUGAUCUCAACCAGGACAUCCCAGCAUUCAAGGAGCAUCUAAGAGAUUUCUUAGUUCAGAUAAGGGAGGUAACUGGUGAUGAUGAUAGCGACCUUUUCCUUGACGAAAGAGAAGCAGCCCUCAGACAAGCACAGGAAGAGAAGAGGCGUGUACAGAUGAGCGUACCAGGCAUCUUAAAUCCACACGAGUUGCCUGAGGAAAUGCAAGACUAGAGAGUUUGUAUUCCUCAUUACCGAAGUAAUAGAGAAUUACAAUUCAGCCUUGUGCUUAGGUUUAGGCCGAGCAUAUUUGGCUGGAUUUAAAGCUAAUUCCAGGCUUUGUGUUACCUGUAUGUGAACCGACUGAGAAGUACAUUUUUUGGUAAAGUUCAUUCAGGUAUUUUAUAAAGCUUGGGUUGUAAAAGCUUAACAAACAGAGUAUGUCUGCCAUACUAGUUUAUUGUUCUUGUAGGACACAGCUCAUGUUAUGGGAUUUGUUGCUAGCAGUAUGACCUAAAUUUCUUUAUUUUUUGAGAAGUUUGGUCCAAGUAUGAAAAACUUUGUGUGAUCACAAACCAUGUCACAUUGAUCUUCUUCCUUGAAUGACUUUACUUUCAGUUUGUUGAUGUGUACAUAGAAGUCAUGUCUCAUAUCACUGGUAAAAACACAACAGAUUCAGUUUCACAUUUUUCUUCAUAAAUUUUAAUUUGUCCGUUGUUUUUGAAGUAAAGUUCUUUGGUGAUGUAUUUUUAUUCCUGUAAGUUGAUGAGCCUUAUAACUAAGCUUGGCGGUGAAAAAUUAGGCAUUGACUUUAUUUUUUGUUAGUUGAUAAGAUUGACGACUAAGCAUCAAGGGCAUGCUUGUCUUAUUUACUAUAUUAGAGCAUAGUACUUAGUGCACUUAUUUGAAUGAAUGGUUUUUUCGCUUGUAAUUUAUUGGAAAGCAAGGAAAAAGUAAGGAAUGAUGAAUUGGAUUUAAAUAUUUAUUUUUUAUAAUUUGAAUAUUGUAAUGGAACUUUUUAAGGGUCUGUCAACAAUAUAUUCAUGGCCCACUGCCAAAAAGUAAGUGAUAAUAAAUAUUUUUUAUCAAUACGGUCGUUUCUUAAAGAACAGGAUAUGGAAAUGGUCACAACAUUGGGUUUUAGUCAUUUAUAUCAAAAGAUAAAGAACGUGAUUGGUGCAAGAUAAGUAGAAAAACUUACAAAUAACCAUAUCAGGUAGUCAUUUUUUAGAUUCAAAGGCUAGUUGAAUCGUUAUCUGUUUAACAUGAAAGGUGGAGAUUGUUGCAAGACCAGUUUAAAAAGGUUGACAGCUAGACGGGAAGAAAAAGUAAACUGUUGAAAAUUAAAGGCAGAAAGUGAAGGCCUUAACAAAAAGGCUUAUGUCAUGGACAGAAAUUUUAUAUGCUAUAUGUAUAAUAAAAUUUGGGUGAAAAGUUGUGACAGUCUCAUAUGUGCUGCAUACAUUAAAAAAUAAAGUAAAAUUGAUAUUCUUGUAUUGUAAAGAACAAAAUUUACUUCACAUACAUUUCCUUGUGCAUGUAGGAUAUAUUAAUUACAAGGAGUAUAUAAAUAUUUAAUGUUUUUAUCAUGAAGAUAAGUUCUUGUAUGUUUUUAUCAUGAAGAUAAUAAGUUUUUGUUGCAGUAUUUCCCUAUUGUCCAUUAAUGUUAGUUAACCUGUUCAUAGUAGUAUGCUUGAUGCCAGAAGGACAUCAGCUGUAAACUGGAGAUUAUUGUGGUACUGUCUAUCUUUGAAAUCUGCAGAACAUUUCUUACAUUUAUCAGAGAGCUUGUUUUAAUUUUCAUAUUUAUUGUGCAGUCACAAACUUGCGAUUUUAGACAAGUGAUUAACACCAGCCAGAUUCAGUCAUACAAAACCACCUGCUAAGCAUAAGUUGCAGUCACCAUGGGUUUGGAUGAAAGCAUCAAUGGUAGUUACUCGUUCUUCUACGUGUACUGACCAGAUGAGUGUUAUUAAAGUCCACUGCAUGCUAGUGUGCUUUGGCAGCCUCCAACAUAGUCCACUGGGGAACUACAACUGGUUUGUUAUCUAGUCUCUUGCUCACUUAAUUAUUGCAGUUCAUCAGUGACACUGUUUUCUGAUUUGAUUCACUUGAAAAAUCAGCUAUCAGUUCCUUCCUCUUCUAUUAUAUUUGGAGCCCUUACUCAGCCCUGCCAUCUGUAACGCUAAAUCCACUUUUUCAUUCCAUGUUCAGAUGACUUAUUCCAUCUAGUUCCUGUUUUUAUAAUCAAGGAAUUAGAAAAAAAAAUGUCUGACCAUAGCAAAAUGGCUGAAGGUAUAACUUGACCUACCCAGUCGUACCUCAUCAGAAACUGCUGACAGUAUUGAAGUAUAAAUGUAAUUAUUUAUGAUUAUGAGGUCCACUAUAAAAUGUCUUAUUAUCCUGACCCACAAAACUUUAUGUAUUGUCAUGGUUGAUCUUGAGAACUGGGAUAUCUAGUGGUACACCCCAGUUAUAUCUAGUCUUUAUUCUGUGAAAGUGUCAUUGGUGAUGAAAUGAUAAGAUCAAAAAUCAGAUUGAGAACUAUUUAUUCUGCUGACAAUACUCUUUCCCAUUUGGAUUUUUCAUGUACACUGUUUAAAGAUUAGGAAAACUUGAGCAAGCUUUAAGAAUGUGCUGAUUUACAAGUAGUAAAGUGCCCUUGAGAAGUAAACUGGAUGUCUGUUGUGUUUAGUCUAUGUGGCUGAGAUUAUUUUAACUUAUUAACUUUCAGUCUGAUCUUGCACAAUUGCUGAAAGAACUUCUUAAAAUGUCUCAUUUCUGUUUCUGUUCUUAAAAUAUUUUUUUGAUCUCCCAAAAUUCAGUAGUUCAGAACAUAAAGGAACUUCAUUUUCCUCAACAAUAUUAGUGACUUAUUUCUGAAGGAGUGACUUCCCAAAUUUUGUGACCGAAGUUUGUGAUAUUGGAUGAAAGUUGUAUGUAUUUCUGUCUGUAGUAAACAUUUGAAUUUGUUUAGUUGUGACUGCUAAAAGUGAGCUGCCAAUCUGAGAGAUUUAGCAAGCAACAAGGGCUGAACUGUGAAGUUCUCACAAUAUCCAUAACAUAGUUCCUAUUUUAAUGUGUUUUUCAAGUAUUAAAUGCUCAUAACGGUCAAACCUUGAGUAAUCCUGAAAAAAUUAAAAUGCUUGGUACCACAUUUUCAGUAUGGUAGAAAAAUCUAACUGUAUUUAGUCAUGGUAUCUUGUUUGGGAUUUUUAAUGUACCAACAUACACAUUAUUUACAUUUUUGGAAGUACUACAUACCAAAUUUUUUUUAGUCAUUUAUGUGCUUUUGUGAUCUACAUUCGAUAUUCAUGAUACUGGUAAUAGAUGGAAAUGCAUUUGUGCAUACAUAAUCUUUAGUGUAAAUUUAGCCUUUUGUCAGUUCCCCAAAGUAUAUGAAUAAAGUGCUGUGGUACAAAGCAUAGUUGACAAAUUCCUAAUUUUUCCCUUGUCAAUUAUUUUUACCUUAUCUCAAUAGUAUCAUCUAGUCAGCAUAAAGUACCAAGGCCUAGCUCUAGAGUGAAGUGCCCCGUUAUUAGUGUUGAUAUUGGAGCCACAAUGUCUGAAAUAUCAGUAGGAGCUUGUUUACAAUCCUUGUUAUUUGGCAAACCUCUCCAUUGUGAAACUCUCAUGUGUGUAAUUUAUUUUGAGACAGUUUACCCCUUGAAUGUACGUUUAGUAGAAAAGUCCUCGUGUGAGGUCGUCUUUGUUGAGUUUUUGUAGUAUUUAACUUUGUGGGGCCAUGCUGCCAUAGUCAAAUCCAAUUUAUUUGUAAGGAAACUUCCAUGGUCUCUUCUCGUUCAUUACGCUUAUGUUCUUUGUAGGCUUUUUUUCAAUUGUUAGCAAAUUGUAUAUGUGCAAAUAGAUACACUCACACUGUAGACACAUACAGCAGAUGCAGAGAUAUGAAUACACGUGAGGUUAACUCGUUUAUGUGGGAUAGUCGUCAUGAUUUUUUGAAAUUCAUAACCCUUUAUUUCCACCCCAGAAGCUACGUAUUGGUUUUGUAGAUCGGCUUGCCCUGUUUAUUUUUAUAUCUUCAUAUUAUAAUGUCUUUGUAUUGGAGGGGAUUGUAAGAAUUGGGCAAGGUUUCUGUUUAACUCUUAAAAGGUAUUAAAAAAAAACAAAAAAACAACGAAAAAAAAAAUCCUCCCUCCCUCUCUCUCCCUCCAUAAAAAAGGGACUUUGGAGAUGAUAAUCAGUGUUAUGUUGUGUCCUUGAGAUGUGUUAACUAAACCACCAAUAUCUCUCUCUCUCUCUCUCUCUCUCUCUCUCUCUCUCUCUCUCUCUCUCUCUCUCUUUCGUUAGAUUUUAUUGGAGGAAGCUUUGCUCCACAAAUAAUUAAUGCAGGGUUUUGUUGACAAUGUCAGAUGUAAACACUGCAUGUAAGUGUGUAUAUAAUAUGACACAGACAGGAAGGGCACAUGGGAACAGCAGAAAUUACUUUACAUUGUACUUUGAACCUUUUCCUUUGUACUUUGAAAUUUUUUCUUUUUUCCAAAUUGUCAACAUGAACAUUAAUGUAGGUAAAUGAACAUUAAUGCAGUUAAAGAAAGGAGCAUUAUAGAUUUUUUCUUAAGUUACAAGGUAAGAGCGUUAAACUGCAAAGCUUACUGCUUUAGUUGUCUUUCUCUGAUGUCAGCCAAUUGUAAUAAGUAUGUUGGAAAAAAGGUGUAAUCUGAAAUGCCAAUGUUGUAAGUACUGUAUGUAUGUGCACAUACACACACAUGCACGUAAACGUGACAUUAUAAUACGUAAACACAUGGCCUUGUGUAUGUGUAUGUAUAUAUUGUAUGUAUGCCACAAGCACUAACACUUUAAAAUAUAUUCAGUAUUUAGCAGGUUAGGAGAGGGCCAAGAUUAAAUAAGAGGCAUUUUAUAGCUUAGAAUAUGUAUGUUACAUUUUUAUCAGUGCUAAUUAAGCUUCAUCUCAGGUGUCUCUCUCUCUCUGCCUUUUUUUUAAAUUUUUUUUUUAUUUCAAAUCUCUCCAGUUUCAUUUACCAGAUGUGCAUAUUAUGGCCUCAAUAAUUGAAUAGAAUAUUUGGACUGGUGGAAGACAUCAGCAGCCAUGUGAUUUAGCUCUCAAGUUGAGAGUAUCAUGUAAGGAUUAUGUGUAACUGUGAAAGCAAGUCUUGAAUGAUGAAGUGAGUAUAGAUGGUGACUGCCUCUACAGAAUUGUACCUAGUGGUAGUGGAUGUAGAUUUUGCACGCAUUUUGAGGCGUUUGAUACGUACUCCUCAAAAGUUAUUGUGAAAAAGUGACUCGUGAAUUCACGACCAGCAGUGUAGCAAGAGUGGUUUGGAGGAUUGCUGCAUGUAAUGUUGCAAUGCAUUUGAACCAUUGCCAAUUUCAAUAGUUGUAUUUGAUAGAAAGGACUUAAUGUCCUCCAUCUUUAGUAAGUGUGCGUGUUAUCUUUACUUGAGAAACCAAAUAUCUUCUGUCCCUGUUUUAAGAGGUGGAAGUCGGUUUUGGCAAAAAAUUUUGAUAUUCAGCUAUUUGUGCAAAUCUUAGUAAAAUAAAUGAUAUUUUACAAGA
This is a messenger RNA of Macrobrachium nipponense, 8866 nucleotides long. RefSeq names its product exportin-1-like (gene emb). Lineage: Eukaryota; Metazoa; Arthropoda; Malacostraca; Decapoda; Palaemonidae. Gene Ontology annotation, cellular component: nucleus; cytoplasm. Gene Ontology annotation, biological process: protein export from nucleus; ribosomal small subunit export from nucleus; ribosomal large subunit export from nucleus. Gene Ontology annotation, molecular function: small GTPase binding; nuclear export signal receptor activity. The record is from RefSeq and is a predicted model, not a curated record.